This is a messenger RNA of Entrophospora candida, 1479 nucleotides long. Lineage: Eukaryota; Fungi; Glomeromycota; Glomeromycetes; Entrophosporales; Entrophosporaceae. The record is from the annotation of a GenBank genome assembly.
AUGCUAAUUUCUAACGAAUACUUUAAAGAAAAUGAAAGUUGGACCUUGAUUGGUUACUUGAGAUAUAGAGUGAAUCGUGAAGACUUCUUGGCUAACAGAAAUAAUGAACAUUUAUCCUAUCGUAAGAACCUUGAUUACAUCGCUAAUUACUACAAUACAAAACAACGAGCCAAAGCUAAAAAGUGUAUUGAUAAUCUCAAGGCCGAAAAAAAUUCACCAGCUGUUAAUUCUUUCUGGGCAUCAGUUGUGAGAAAAAAGUAUGAGCACAAAAUUGAAAUCUCUAAGAGUGCUUUGUGUGCUGUGAAUAAGGAGUCAAAAAAUAUACGUUCAAAUGUAUCAGAGGAAACAAUGUCAAUUUUAAGAGAAGGAUGCCAGUCAAACUUCACAACUACCACUGAAAGAAAAAAACAAAAGAAAAAUGAUUCGGAGGAGCAAGAGAACAAUUCUAUAGGUGAUGCCGCUGGUAAUAAUUUAGAUGAUGAUGGUAUUAACAUUGUGUUAACGGAUUACAAACUUUCUUCUCUUGAUGAUCCAUAUGAUUUAAGCCAUGAUAAUAUACUUGAUCUAUCAAAUGGCUUGUGUGACCAGCAAGAUUUUGAUCUUAAAGAUCUUGAUCCAAUCUUUAAUGCAUUAAACAUAGAGAGUGCUCGUGAAGAAUGGAGUUCACUCAUUAUAAAGAUGUUUUCAAAAUUUCCGCAGUAUAAGGAUGAAAAGUAUCUCAAUUUAAAAUAUGCAUUGGAUGUGAUUCAUGUUUUUUUGCUUGAAUUCGAAAAUGGGAGUCAGUACAUUAAUGAUCGAACAAUCAAUGAAUCCAUGUAUAAUGGAACAUUCAUUGAUCCAAUUCUUGGAGGUGCUAUUAGAAGUAGUAAUGUUUUGAAGGGAGAAAUUUAUUUACAGAGUACAAUAGAACGUAAAAAUAUCAACCAAAAUUUUUUCUUAGAUACCAUGGAUAAUGGACACAAAGCAGAUGGAAUUAUAUAUUGGAAAUCGAGCAAAUUAUAUGAACUGGGUAUUUUGGAAGUUUCAUAUGGGCCAUGGAACAAAAGUGUUGUUAAAGAUUCAUCAGACCUUUAUAAAUUAAAAAGAGAAAUGAAGGAUUGUUUAAAUUAUGUAAUAUGCAAAGAGACCGCUUUGGGUCGUGGAGAUUUUUAUGAAGAUGAUAUCAUGAUAAUUGGAGUCCAUUCUAGUGGAUUUGUAAUUAAUGUUUAUACAAUGAAACUUAUUCACGGAGCCUAUAUUAUUAACUUGUUUGGAACAUUUGAAAUCCCCACAGAGUUUAGUGAAUUUAGUUUUUUAAAACAUGCAUUGGCAGUUUGUUUGGGUAUUCGAGAUUCACUUGUCAAAACUGUCCGUGUUCUUAACAGAAAAGUGAAACCUUUUGCAGAGAGAUCAAAUAAUAACAUGCAAAAAUUGAUGGAUUUUGUCACCAUAACUAAUUCAACACCUGUAUCGCAAUCCAAAAUUAAAAAAUUUCAUUGA